UAACUCUGGAAUCCUUCUUCUCCAUUGGGCAAUCCAUUCAAUUCCAAGCGGGAAACGUCAUUCUCUGUUUAUCCGAAUCCGUUUUCACGAGAUAAUGGCUCGUAACCACAGGAGAUCGUUGAUCUUCUUCUUUGUUCUUUCUCUGCUCGCAUUGACCUUCUCACCGAGCCUCGGCUCUCUAGGGACCGAGAAAAAGAUAAAAUCUGCAAUCUUUUUCUCACCAAAACUGGUGAUGAAUCCAGGAUCAGUUUCAAAUUCUUACUUAUUUGAUAUCGAUUUCCCAAGAGGGCAUAUCGGCCUCAAAAGUUUCGAUGCUCAAGUGGUUGAUGAAGCGGGCAAACCCGUCCCUCUACACGAGACAUAUCUGCACCAUUGGAUUGUCGAACCUUACUAUGUGCGUAAAGGUUCUAAACUUCCACAGCAAGAAAUGUUUAGGAAUCACGGAUUUCAAAGGCAAGAUCCCCGAAGCAGUCUUGGUUCUAGUUCGGAUAUUAUUCUUGUAAAAAACGGAGGGUUGUGCAGGGGUGCAGUACUCAGACAUUACUUUGGGUCAGGAUCAGAAACCCGCAAAACCUCGACGUAUAUUCCUGAUCCUUACGCAGUUGAAAUCGAUAAUCCUGAGGAGAGACCUGAGGGUUAUGAAUUCAAAUGGCUUCUCAACAUUCACGCAAUAGACACCAGAGGUGCGGAAGACAAGACAGGAUGCAUAGAAUGUCUGUGUGAUCUAUAUAAUGUAACCAUUGAUGAGUACGGUCGAGCUAUAGGACCUGGCUACAAAGGAGGUUUAUACUGCUGCUAUGAUAAGACUCAAUGUCGGGUGAAAAGCGGAUUUGACAAUGGGGAGAAAACAAGAACUCUGUUUUUGAAGUACACCGUGAGAUGGGUUGAUUGGGACAACACUGUUUUGCCCGCUAAAAUUUAUAUUCUGGAUGUUACAGAUUCUUGGAAAAAAACAGAGGGAUCAAUAGGAGAUGGCCAAGAACAUCAUUGCCAUGUGGAAUACGAGGUGAAACCGUGCAAAACCAAUGGCGAUGGAUGCAUUGAUGUCAAGAAAAAGAGCUUAAUGAUGCCAUUUAAUGGGUAUAUUGUCUACAGCGUAGCUCACCAACACGCGGGUGGUAUAGGUGCAGCUCUGUACCGAGAGAACGGUGAAGGAAUAUGUACUUCGAUACCAAAGUAUGGCAAUGGAGUUGAACCUGGAAACGAAGCUGGUUACAUUGUUGGAAUGUCGUCUUGCUAUCCUGCCGAUCCAGUGAAAGUGGACUAUGGAGAGACAUUCACUUUGGAGGUUAAUUACAGUAAUGUCGUUGGUCAUACCGGCGUUAUGGGACUCUUUUACAUCGUCGUUUCUCAGCAGCUGCCUGAACCAGAGAGCUCCUUGCCUAAUCUUUUUCAGGCACCUGCGAGUAGCGUGAGCUUCUUAGCAUUUUUGGCUGUGACAGUGGUGGUAGCGGUAGUGGUUCUAAUAUCCGCCGUGAUAUACAGGAGACAGAACCGGGAAGAUGGUUACCAAUCUCUUAGUACAUGAAAAAAGAGAGUAAAACCAUGUCGACUUCAUGUUUUACUUGAAAGUGAAGUUUGUUUGUAUACGUCAGUAACUUUUAUUCAUACAGGAAAAGAGAAGUUUGUUUUGUAUACGAAGAAUUAAGAAUAAAAGAUCAUUUUGUUACCAUCUUCCUCUGAUGUGAUAUUAUUUCUGUAACAGUUACGUGUAAGAACUUUGAACUGUCAAAUACAUCACAUUCACACGAUA
This is a messenger RNA of Capsella rubella, 1753 nucleotides long. RefSeq lists its product as uncharacterized. Lineage: Eukaryota; Viridiplantae; Streptophyta; Magnoliopsida; Brassicales; Brassicaceae. The transcript has 5 exons. The record is from RefSeq and is a predicted model, not a curated record. The coding region runs from base 95 to 1528 and encodes 477 amino acids.